Molecule: messenger RNA, 4331 nt
Organism: Cajanus cajan (pigeon pea)
Lineage: Eukaryota; Viridiplantae; Streptophyta; Magnoliopsida; Fabales; Fabaceae
Source: RefSeq, a predicted model, not a curated record
AUCCCACGUUAACGUUACGUUAGUUGUUGCUACUUUUUUCUAUGAUCAUCAAAAGCAACCCACACACUCACAAACAAACAGAUUCCAUUCAACUCUUCUCGCAUUUGUUGGAGCGCCAAAACAAAACCCUAACGUAUUAAGAGAAAAAUAAACACUAGAAGCAAAAAUAGAGAGAGAGAAAUAGGAGCGGUCAACCAAAAAAUACCUCAUUUCAUUUUCACACACGCUCUCCACUGUGUCAUCUGUCAGAUCUGCUUCUGCCCUCUCUUUUUCUUCUCACAAAGCCAUGAUUUUUACACGAUAAACAGGUUUUUGAGACCGAAUCCUGAACUGGGUAUGUUUCUAGUGUAAAUGGGCGUGUGUCAUUGAACAAGAAGGGGAAGAUGUCGGAAAUGCGGGUUUCUGAGCUUCACUUGAAGAAGGAACUCACCCAAAUCCGCAAGGCUGCUCGAGUUCUCAGAGAUCCUGGCACCACUUCUUCUUGGAAGUCACCACUCAGUUCCUCAAGAUCCGUCGCUGCAUGGAACAAGGACACUGGAAGCAGAAGGUUCACCAACAACGCCAAUGACAAAGAGAAGGAGAAGAGGGUCUUCUUGUACAAUUGGAAGAACUAUAAAUCUUCCAGCGAGAAACACAACGAGGAAGAAGAAGAAGAAGAAGAUGAUGAUGAUGAUGAUGACGGUGAUGGGGGUGGAUCUUCUUCGCUUCUUGGAGAUAGAGACAGAGACAGUUUAAGUGAUGCUCGCAAUGGUUGUGACUCAAAGAGUGAUACUUUCUUGGCGGUUGGUGGAAGUGGAACUCGUUCUUCCAUUUUCCGAUGUGGGGAUGCCAAUCUUGUUUCCAGAAGAACAGUCCCCGAUAAGAAAAAGAGUAAGAAAAGUAACCCUCAUUUUGAUUUUUUAGCAAAGUAUCAGCACCGUAGAGAAACCAAUCCAGGGAGAAAUUUUGUGAGUUCUUCCAAGGCAUUGCUAGAGGGGUCUUUUUUCAGCAGGGAUGACUCGGUUGAACAUGAACACUCUGAUGAUGACACUAAUUCUGAGGGUGUGAGGCCAAUUUCAGGGACUUCUCCUUUGCUUCUCAAGCUUAGGCGGAAGAAUUGGUCUCGCUCUUCCUCUAAGUUUUUGAGAAGAAGUCGAAAAGAGGACUCUUCUUAUUCCUAUAGCACCCCUGCAUUGUCAACUAGUUCUUACAAUAGGUAUGGUCGCCGUUAUCCCAGCACUCUUGGAUCCUGGGAUGGCACCACCACUUCGGUGAAUGAUGGCGACUGCGACGAUGAGAUUGAUGAUCAUUUGGAUUUGCCUGGCCGCCAAGGAUGUGGAAUUCCUUGCUAUUGGUCCAAGAGGACUCCUAAACAUAGAGGGAUGUGUGGGAGUUGUUAUUCCCCCUCACUCUCCGACACUUUAAGGAGGAAAGGGAGUAGCAUGCUCUGUGGAAGUCAAACUAUUUAUCCGAGACACCGGAGAUCUGUUUCGGCCUCGCACAAGAGGAGACUUUCUUUGAGAAGUGCUCGAGGUGUUAUUCCAUUGCUUACUAAUAGUGGUGAUGUUAGAGAAGGGUCGUCUGUGGGAACUGGUAGGAGUGAUGAUGAACUUUCCACGAACUUUGGGGAGCUUGAUCUCGAGGGCUUGAGCCGAUUGGAUGGAAGAAGGUGGUCAUCAAGUUGUAGGAGUCAAGAGGGAUUGGAGAUUGUCGCUUUCAAUGGGGAAGGGGAAGAUGAAGGCACGCCAGAAAAUAGUAGGAGUUUCAGCCAGAAGUAUAGGCCUAUGUUCUUUGGUGAACUGAUUGGGCAGAAUAUUGUGGUUCAGUCACUUAUCAAUGCCGUUUCGAGGGGACGGGUUGCUCCUGUCUAUCUUUUUCAGGGACCCCGUGGGACUGGCAAAACAUCAACUGCUAGGAUAUUUGCAGCUGCCUUGAAUUGUGCAAGUCCUGAUGAGAGUAAGCCUUGUGGCUACUGCAGGGAAUGUGCUGAUUUCUUUUCUGGUAAGAGCAGUGAUCUACUGGAAGUUGAUGGAACCAAUAAGAGAGGAAUUGAUAAAGCUAGAUAUCUACUGAAAAGAUUGUCAAUGGGGUCAUCAUCAGUCUCCUCGCAAUAUACAGUUUUUGUUAUUGAUGAGUGUCACUUGUUGCCCUCCAAGACAUGGCUGGGAUUUCUAAAGUUUCUGGAAGAACCACCUCAGCGAGUUGUAUUCAUAUUUAUAACAUCGGAUCUUGACAAUGUGCCACGAACAAUACAAUCUCGAUGCCAGAAGUACCUUUUUAAUAAAAUCAAAGAUGGGGAUAUUGUGACCAGGUUGAGGAAAAUGUCUACCCAGGAGAACCUUGAUGUUGAAACAGAUGCACUGGAACUCAUUGCUAUGAAUGCAGAUGGUUCACUUCGAGAUGCAGAAACAAUGUUAGAACAGCUUAGUUUGCUGGGGAAAAGAAUUACCACUUCUCUUGUAAAUGAACUUGUGGGAGUUGUUUCAGAUGAAAAAUUAUUGGAACUUUUGGAGUUAGCAAUGUCAUCUGAUACUGUAGAGACAGUGAAAAGAGCCAGAGAAUUGAUGGAUUCUGGAGUUGAUCCAAUGGUUUUGAUGUCUCAACUAGCCGGCCUUAUUAUGGACAUCAUCGCUGGAUCAUAUGCUGUCAUUGACACCAAACCUGAUGAUGAUUCAUUCUUAGGUGGACGUAGUUUGAAUGAAUCGGAGUUGGAGAGGUUAAAGAAUGCUUUGAAGCUUCUCUCAGAGGCCGAAAAACAGUUGAGGACAUCCAGUGAACGCUCUACAUGGUUCACAGCUACUCUAUUGCAGCUUGGUUCUACACCUUCUCCAGAUCUUACUCAGUCAAGCAGCAGUAGGAGGCAGAGCUGCAAGACAACUGAAGAUGAUCCAUCAAGUGUUUCAAGAGAUGUUACCUCUAAUACGCACAAGUCAGACUCUCAAUAUGUGCCUCGAAAGUCAACAUUCAAUGCAUCCCAGCAAAAAGCAGUAAAUGAUAAUUCCCACCAUCAAAAGGAUAUAUCCUCUAAGACUGGUGGUGUCAGCUUGAAAUCAAAGCCAUCAAACAGCCCGAUCUUAGAUGAUGGCUCUACAGUGGUCUCAUCUGAUGAUUUUAUGGUUGGGAAUACAAUGUUUAGGUGCAUAGAUUCAGGGAAGUUAUGUGACAUCUGGGUGCAUUGUAUCGGGAAGUGUCACUCUAAGACAUUGAAGCAGCUGCUACACAUUCAUGGAAAGCUUGUGUCAGUAUGCGAAGUAGAAGGUGUUUUGGUAGCAUAUGUUGCUUUUGGAGAUGCAGAUAUUAAAGUUAGGGCUGAGAGGUUUUUAAGAAGCAUUACAGACUCGAUGGAAAAGGUUCUUAGGCGCAAUGUGGAAGUCAGAAUAAUCCACUUGCCAGAUGGUGAAGGUGAAAUUCAGGUUAAUCUACUGGGUCUAAAGCAGGCAGAGUCAGCAAUGGCUAGUGAGAAGGAACAGAGACAAGGUCAUAUGAAUGGAACGGAGUCUUAUUCUAGUUUGCCUCCUUUACUGGAUGGAAACCUUCAAUCUACCACUGCUUCAUCAGAUAUUCUGGCUGAAGGAAAUGGUGUGAGAGAGAGGAGACAAGAUAAUCCAAUGCAGAGAAUUGAAUCCAUCAUUCGUGAGCAGAGGCUGGAAACUGCCUGGUUACAGGCUGUAGAAAAGGGUUCCCCUGGAUCAUUGAGUCGUUUGAGACCGGAGAAGAAUCAAGUACUGCCACAGAAUGGUGUGGACUCAAUAGAAUCCAUGGAUUCAACAAGAUUUUGCUCUCACCAGCAUUGGGAAGAAGACUCAAAUAAUGAAGUUAAAGUUUUGAGCCUUAUAAAUGGAAGGGUUCCACAGAAGGAUCAGAUUGGUAGAAAAGCUGAUCGAUAUCCCAUGUCUCCAAGUUUAUUGCAUGACAACAGUUUAGCAUCAAUUUCUGGAAAAGACAAUCUGGGAUAUGAAUCAGGGUCGGGAGCUGGUGGUUGUGGAUUUUUAUGUUGGAAUAAGUCCAAGCCUAGAAGGGUAAUAAAGGUAAAAGGUGGCACCCCGGUUAGAGCGCGUAGAGUUGGAAGUUUUACAUUGUUUCGUGACUGCGGUAAGCAAAAAAGGGAGCGGAGAAGAUAAGGAAAGUUUGAGUUGGGGAUAUAUAUUUUCUCUUCUUUACCUUUUUUCUUUUUCUUUGAGCGAUUCUUGAAGGGUGCGAGCGUGAAAUGUGAAUUUUAUGUGGUUCAGCAGUUUCAGCUUGUGUUUCUUUUGCUCCAUCCUUUAUUCAAAGAACUAAUAAAGAGGAAUAUUGAAACAUUUUUAGAUUCCUUUCUUUCUACAAAAUCGUAUUUACUUUUGCAAUUCUUGGCA